CUGUCAAGAAAAAGCAGUUUUUUGUUGUUGUUUUUGCUCAGGAAGCACAAGGAAUGUUGCACACCAUACCUCUCUAUUGCCGGCACCGGGUUGGCUAUCUACAGCACAACGCAGCGGAGUUUCCUGUGCGGCUGCCUCUUGCUUGAGAGAUGAACGAACCACAAAAACCCAUCCAGCAGGAAGGGAUAUCCGGGACAAGRCGGCGGCUCGUGAAGGCAAAACACGCACGAUUCGCCAUUGGGGCGUGCUUGCUCUAUCUUGUUGGAUUCCACAUUUUGUACAACGCCAACAYCCGCAGUUUUCCCGAGGUCCUGCUGUACGAGACGAUUGCCGGAGGGGACUUUUUCAUCACAAAGCAACAACAACRACGACCACUACAACCACCACCGGAUGAUUCUCCCCCGGACAUCUUGYUGGAAUGGGAUGCUUCGAGGAUUCCCGGGUACCUUCCCGGAUCCAACCGCUCGUCGCUCUUUGGAUACGUCAUGCGCGACCUUUCGAGGCGGUUCCUCUCGCCGGUGUCCGACCAGCAGCGGCGGCUCCGGCAACGAGCAAAGCGUUCCCAUGGGUCGGCACCGACCGACCCACCGCUCUCGACGAUCCUCGUGGUGUCUCCCGGUGCCAACCGGCAGCUCUCGGGCUUGCUCGGCGAGGCGGGGGAAUCUAGUGAUGCCGGUGCGGACCACAAGCACGCGAUCCACCGACGAUUCGGAUACCGGAUCGGUCCCUCCUUUCUGGUAGAGAGCGUCUUUGGCAACGGUCCCCACGGGGUGAUCGCGGUGGACCCGGACACGGGGGCCACCUUCGACUACCACCCGGGAUCCGGCGCGACCGAGAACCACCGUGGGACGGACCGCAGCGUACUGCUGGCCGUCUUUGACCCGGAUCRGGGACGAGAAGAUUACGCGGUCCCGCCCGCAUGGGAAGAUUCCGUUCGGAACGGAUCGAUCGAGUACGCAACCUUCCGGAUCUCCUCCGCCACCGGCGGCUCGGGCGAUGCCACGACCAUGCGGGGGAUCGAGACGUUCCGCUUGUUUCGCGGGGAAGGGUACAAGCUCCAGGUCCUGUCGUCGUCCCACGCUCCCACCGAUGGGCUCAACCCCUACGGUCCCAAUACGCUCUUGAAGAACCAGGGGGACGUCGAAGAAUUCCUGGUGUUCGGCGUGGCAUUGGCCACGAAAGAAAACCACGCCCGCAGAAGCAAMGAUGGUGGCAAUYGCGUGUUUCACUCGAUCUUGUUUGCCACGCGAGGACUCGACCUGGCGAUCCCGUCCCGGAGGGAGUUUCUGAACACGACCGAUCGCAAAAACGACCACGUGGUGGACAUUGAAAAGGAGGGGAUUCCGUUCACGGAGUGUCCCGAUCGUGAAACGAUGGCCACCCUUCGAUUCCGCAACGAUGCACRGUUUGCCGGUUAUGGAACGAGCGUCGAUGGCACCGGCGGUGGUCACAACGACAGCGAGGACGACGACGACGACGAGUUGCAACUUUCCUGCUUCGGAAGGAAGGUAUCGGUACAAGAGACAAAUACUACCAUCGUGCUCUCAACGGAAGAGGAACGCGGUGCGAGUUUGUUUGUCGAACUCUGGCACAGCCACACAAACCUUUCUCUCUCGGAAGCCGCAUGCCUGAGAUGCACGAAACKCACAACACCGGAUGGGGAUGACUCCACCGAUGCGGGUACUAUUCGAAAUACAGCCGUCGAAGGCAAGUGCUCCACCCGGAUCCUACCCGAUCGAAUAUUUUCAGAAAGCAAGAUUCACACCCCCGUAACCGCCGAUGACAAUGAGAAACGCGGACCAAACCUGUUGGCAAUCGAACUCAGAGGUGUCCACCAUAAUAUGCUGAAUCUCUCUCUGUCUGGCUUCGAAACGGAACUGAAAAAUGUUGGACUGGAGCGUGUUUCACCAUUGAUAUCAAACAAUGGGUGGAAUUCUACAGCGUGGUGGAGCUCAGUGUCGGAAGGUAGUAAUGGUUCCGAUAUCGGUGGGCACCAGAGAUACCGUGGAAUCAAUCGAUGCGACCGCCAAACGCUCCUGGAUGGCYUUACAGAUGACGAGCUGGUACACCCGCAUCACGGUAGUCAAAUAAGCGGUAUGUUUUGUUUUGACUACGAUCGUCCCAAUUGUCUAUUUGGCAGGCAUGCUGCGACGCAUCUCUUGGAUCACGUCGAAGAAUUCAUAAGAACGAAAAUAGAUAAAAGAGAAAAAUGGGCGGCAUACAUAACUCUUGUAGACGGGGAAGAAGAAUCCGAGACUCUUGUAGGUACACUGAAGCUUCCAAUCAUUGCUUUUCUAUCAAGUCUCGCGUCUGAAAUGUCAUCGGAGGAAUGGUCCAACACUAUUGUUGCAAUUUAUAGUGACAAUGAACGACAGCCUGUACUUUUCUUGAAAACUGGCCAAUACAAYCAUGGYAUGACAAAAUUGAAGGAGGGGGGAAACAGCACUUUCGUUUGGGACUUGAAUUACUUUAUGCAAUCGAUACUAACCGCCAGAGACAUCGAAGACAUAGAGAAGGCAGUGCAACGCCACCUUAGGCUAGACGCUGCCGUUGCAACCACAGAUGCACCCCUUCGCAAUGUCGUGGAGAAACGCACACUUGCUAUGGACGAGCUUAUUGCACCGCCCUCUAUUCUAUCAUUUUACGCGGAUAUACCAAAAGAACAGAAGUUUCGGCUUGUCAAAUCGUCCGAUGACACCCCGAUGAAACGAGCUCUGGUUGUUAAAGGGUGCCAAUGUGCAACAAACAUGAGCCCCUGGUCUCCAUGUAACGAACAUCCAUGGGAUAGCAAAAACCCCAAGAUCCGAAGGUUUAAAGAGACGUUCAUUCUUGUCGAUUGUCCGGGCCAAUCUAUCCAUCUUGAAAUCGGCAUCGUCCGCAACAGAGUUCUGACUCAUCGUUCGAAGAAAAGGAUUGGUAAUUCGGCUCACUUGGACAACAUCAAUAUCAUAUUCUUGGAAUUAGAUUCGGUCAGUUUGGAGUAUGCCGACAGGCAUUUUCCAAAGACUCGGGAACUACUGAAAAAACAUCGAAUCGCACGGAUUGACGAUAGCGUCUUUGAAUGUCCCUCGGGCAUUUGCUCCGCAGAAUUUCCCUACACAUCAUUAGUCGGGGCAAAUUCCAUCCCAAAUCAAGUGGCAGCUCUUAGUGGAUGCGUUAGUGCACCUUUCUUUGAAACAUGCGGCAUGGCACAACCAAAGUUAGGUGAGAUCUGCCAUGACACAA
Pseudo-nitzschia multistriata is the source of this 3225-nucleotide messenger RNA. The record is from the annotation of a GenBank genome assembly. NCBI's taxonomy places the organism in Eukaryota, Bacillariophyta, Bacillariophyceae, Bacillariales, Bacillariaceae.